Messenger RNA from Betta splendens (Siamese fighting fish), 1513 nucleotides. Its product is annotated as adenosine receptor A1-like. Gene Ontology annotation, molecular function: G protein-coupled receptor activity. NCBI's taxonomy places the organism in Eukaryota, Metazoa, Chordata, Actinopteri, Anabantiformes, Osphronemidae. The transcript has 3 exons. The record is from RefSeq and is a predicted model, not a curated record. Bases 298 to 1437 code for a protein of 379 amino acids. Gene Ontology annotation, cellular component: membrane. Gene Ontology annotation, biological process: G protein-coupled receptor signaling pathway.
UGAAACAGACAGUGUCAAUUAAAACAAAACACCACAACCAAUAUAGCAGCACAAAGCAUUGCUGCAGUUAUACAUUCACUAAUUGCUUAUGCAUUAGAAUUACAGUAUUUUAAAAUCGAGGUACAUUUGCAGUUAAAUUCAAGUUUCACUGAAGGUGGCAAUACUUUAAUUUGGGAUGUGGGAAAGAACUUACUUCUUGAGAAAAGCCGCCAGGGCACGGACAAACUCCUGCUGGUUGACGUCUUUCACUGUGACACCUGGCAUCUACAUCGAAGCAAAAAAAAAAAAAAAACACACAUGGACUUGGUGUGGCUCUACUCGCUGAGCCAGUGCAUCCUAUCCGUACUGGUUGUUGUGGUCAGUGUGAGGUUGUGCGUGGCUAUCAGGGGCAACAAGUCGGUGAGUGACGUGCAGGAGCAACCGGACGGCUCCAGGCUUCUCCCUGGGAGCGUCUCCUGCUGUCUGCGGCUGUGCUUGGGCUGGUUGGGGGCCGUGGGCGGCGCGGUGGAGGUCCCGGUGAAUGUGCUGCUCAACCUGAGAACCCCCCAGUGCCUGUACACCUGCAUCACCAUGGUGUGCUGCCCCCUGCUGGUCAGGCAGUUCACCAUGUUCCUGACGGUGCUGCUGACGCUGGACGCCCACUUGCAGCAUCGACUGGCAGACAGGUACUCCUCGGUGGUGACCCGUCAGCGGACCCUGUGCGUGGUUCUGCUCUGCUGGGUGGCCUCCGUCCUCUGCUCCUUCGCCCAGUUCAUCGGCUCCGGCGUCUUCGACGCCAGGCGGGACGCCGGCGCCGGCUCGGGCACGGCCGGCCUCGGCGUCGACGGCAACUGGACGGCCUCCUCGCCGGACCCCGCCCCUUUCCCCACCUCCAGGUACCACCGCGAGCGCAAGGUCAUCGGGAAAAACCUCCCGUACGGAGGCUUCCUGUCCAAGUUUUACGUGGAGGACAUGCACAAGUUUACCUACGCUGAGGUUCACAGCAGCCACUGGGGAGUUUGUGCCCCUGACAUUGUCCUCAGCUCCCAGUUCCUGGUCUAUGUUUAUGGGAUGACAGUGUUCACGCUUCCCUUGCUCUGCUUCCUGUCCAUUUACCUUGACCUGUUAUGCAUGAAGCCCAGGAAGGCCUCCUUCAGUCAUGCACAUGUUCCCCAACACGUCCGGUUCCUUGCUCUCUCCCUGUCCCUGUUAGUCUUGCUGUGUCUGCCGGUGCUGAUUGUUCACGUUCUUCUGCUUUUCCCCCACAGCACCAAUCUUCCCACCUGGGUCCAUGCAGUGGCCCAGUUCCUCUUUCAGAUGUACAGUGUUGUCCCACAGAUCCUCUUCACUCCUCCACAUAAAAAGCCAAAGGAGAAACAGGCCUUUCCUCUUUCUAUUCCGAACCUUCCUCCUGCAGCCAAACACUCCCUUAAAGCCAAAGUUUGCCCAGAGGUCUGAACUCCUCACACAGUGGACGAUCUGAGUGGUUGUUUUAAAUAUAAAUGUGUUUCAUCAAAUAAAAAACAUAAUCGUU